Caenorhabditis bovis is the source of this 1179-nucleotide messenger RNA. The record is from the annotation of a GenBank genome assembly. Lineage: Eukaryota; Metazoa; Nematoda; Chromadorea; Rhabditida; Rhabditidae.
AUGGCUGUAUGUUUGCUUCAACUUCAUUUAUAUCUGAAAGCAAUUCCAGAUGUUGUUUCUCCGGCGAAGCUUGAAGACAUGGUCAGAGAUCAUGAAUUUUAUGAUGAUAUUCUGAAUCUGAGAUCUAAACAAGACAAUUAUGACAUAACAGAUAGUACGUACCGACAUCUUCAAGAUCGCAUAAUGGACUACGAGAAAAAAAUUAAAACCGACAUAUUGACCAAAUCUAAAAUCGUCAUUUCGACAGUGAACAACUCAAUUGUGCAAAUGAGUGAAGCUGCUGAGUUUGUGGCACAUGUCAUACUUGUAGAUGAAGCUGCACAAGUUCCUGAAGCGCAGUUCUGGAACAUCGUACGUGGCAAUCAACGCGUGGUUCUUGUCGGGGACCCUCAACAAUUGCCGGCUUUCGUCAGAACUGAAUCGGCAAAGAAACAAGGAAUGGCGGAAUCGUUAAUGGAGAGGCUCUUAUUGAAAAGAUCUCAAUUUGCUUUCAUAAUGUUGAGAAGACAAUACAGGAUGAAUGAAAGAAUAAUGCGAUGGAGCUCCGAUAAUUUUUAUUUCGGCAAUCUUGUUGCAGACGACUCAGUAAAGAAUUUAGCCAUCAAACAGCGUCAUAGAGAAAUUCGAGCUUUUCCAUUUCUCUUUUGUAACACAGAUAGCGAAAAUGAUCCUGAAAUUAAGAAAAUGAUGGUUGAGAAGUCUGAAAAUGACUCGUUCAUUAAUGAAGGAGAAGCUGAUCUUGUCAUCGAUCACCUGAAAUUUCUCUUAAACGAGGGAAUCGACCCUUUUGAAAUUGGUGUAAUUACUCCUUAUUUCGCGCAGGAACAAUUGAAGAAAUUCAGAUAUUAUGAAUUUAUUGCUGUCGAUACCGUCGAUGGAUUCCAAGGCCAGGAACGUCAGAUUAUUAUUUUUUCGGUGGUUCGCAUGAAUAACAAAGGAAACCUGGGAUUCCUAAAUGAUGUGAGACGAUUGAAUGUUGCAAUAACUCGUGCUGCUUGUCAAUUUGUUCUCAUCGGAUCGGCUUGGAUGUUGAGCAAAGCGAAACCCAAAGCUAUUCAAAACCUUAACAGAUCAUUUGGCAAAAACGAAAAUAUCGGAGGCAUUCGUAUCACUCCGGAUGACCUACGUGGUCAAAAGGAACCCGAGUUUCGUCAUUAUCGUAAUUCGUCAAGACUUUAA